AUGGCGACCGCAAGACCAUGCCUGGCUCAAUUAAGCAGGAUUUGUCUGUCAUCUGUACGGCCGACAUCUACAACCACCUCUGCGAGAUUCCUCAGCACAACCAUCCCUUUAGCAGCUCGCGGACCCAACGCGAACAAAAUCCUCUCGAAGCAGGAAAAAGCCAAGCUGGCCAAGUCGUCGUCGAAUCCUCAGAAGAACAAGAAGAAGGGCGAAGAGACGAAGAAAAAGAAGAAGACGAGUACGACGUAUAAACAGUAUGAUCCGAAGGAUCUGGAGCAGUUCUCGCUGUGCGAUGCUAUGCGAUAUAUCAGGGCAUUCGAGGUUGGGCAAAAGCCGACUUCGGCCAAGUACGAGAUGGCGCUCAAAUUCAAGUCGCUGAAAAAUGGCCCUGUCAUCAGAAACAGAUUACGGCUUCCCCAUCCCGUCAAGACAGACAUCCGAAUAUGCGUUAUCUGCCCGCCGGACUCGAAAUACGCCAAGGAUUCGUUGGCAGCAGGCGCAUAUAUGGUCGGAGAAGAGACCAUUUUCGAGGCUGUUAAGGAUGGCCGGAUCGAGUUCGACAGAUGCAUAUGCCAGACUGAUUCUCUGGACAAGAUGAACAAGGCUGGCAUGGGAAGGUUCCUUGGACCUCGAGGCAUGAUGCCGAGCACGAAGCUGGGAACGGUUGUGAAGGACCCGGCGACAAUGCUGAGAGAUUUUAUUGGCGCUGCGGAGUACAGGGAGCGGUUGGGUGUGGUGCGGAUGGCUAUUGGCCAAUUGGGCUUCACGCCAGAGGAGCUGUCGAGGAACAUUAAGGCGUUCAUCGAGGCUGUGAAGAAGGAUAUGGCGACCUUGAGUGAAAAGAUUAAUAAGGAGUUGGUGGAGGUGGUGCUGAGCUCUACGAAUGCUCCUGGAUUCCCUUUGAAUGGAGAGUUCAGGUCUCAGGACUCGGAUAUCACUCCUAGGGACCUGUCGACCUCGUAG
Molecule: messenger RNA, 963 nt
Organism: Drepanopeziza brunnea f. sp. 'multigermtubi' MB_m1
Lineage: Eukaryota; Fungi; Ascomycota; Leotiomycetes; Helotiales; Drepanopezizaceae
Product: mitochondrial 54S ribosomal protein uL1m
Cellular component (GO): mitochondrial large ribosomal subunit
Molecular function (GO): structural constituent of ribosome
Source: RefSeq, a predicted model, not a curated record